Equus quagga is the source of this 1038-nucleotide messenger RNA. RefSeq names its product putative gustatory receptor clone PTE01. Gene Ontology annotation, cellular component: membrane. The transcript is spliced from 2 exons. NCBI's taxonomy places the organism in Eukaryota, Metazoa, Chordata, Mammalia, Perissodactyla, Equidae. Gene Ontology annotation, biological process: G protein-coupled receptor signaling pathway. Gene Ontology annotation, molecular function: G protein-coupled receptor activity; olfactory receptor activity. The coding region runs from base 1 to 1038 and encodes 345 amino acids. The record is from RefSeq and is a predicted model, not a curated record.
AUGGCAAUGAACUGCUUGAAUCCAAAAUAUGGACACACCGCUGGAUGUUCAUUUACUUGUUUCCUUUUUUCCAACCCUCCUUUCUUUUUCUACAGAUGUCUAAGCUACAGAGAACCAAAAAAUGUAACAAGUGUCUCAGAAUUCUUCCUCGUGGGAUUCUCAGAUGAUCAAGAACUGCAGCCUUUGCUCUUUGGGCUGUUCCUGUCUGUGUACCUGGUUGCCAUCUUUGGGAACCUGCUCAUCAUCCUGGUUGUCAGCUGUGACUCCCACCUUCACACUCCCAUGUACUUCUUCCUCUCCAACCUGUCCUUGGUUGACAUUGGUUUCAUCUCCACCACAGUCCCCAAGAUGAUUGUGGACAUCCAAACUCAAAACAGAGUCAUCUCUUAUGUGGGCUGCCUGACGCAGAUGUAUUUUUUUGUCCAUUUUGCAUGUAUGGAUGAUAUGCUUCUGACUGUGAUGGCCUAUGACCGGUUUGUGGCCAUCUGUCACCCUCUGCACUACUCAGUCAUCAUGAGCCCACGCCUCUGUGGCUUCUUAGUUUUGGCGUCUUUUUUAAUUGGCCUUUUGGACUCCCAGCUGCACAAUUUGAUUGUUUUACAACUUACCUGCUUCAAGGAUGUGGACAUUUCUAAUAUCUUCUGUGGCCCUUCUCAAUUCCUCAGCCUUGCCUGUUCUGAUACUCUCUCCAAUAACAUAGCCAUAUAUAUUUUUGGUGCCAUUUUUGGUUUUCUCCCUUUCUCAGGCAUCUCUUUUUCUUACUAUAAAAUUAUUUCCUCUAUUCGGAGAGUUCCAUCAACAGGUGGGAAGUAUAAAGCCUUCUCCACAUGUGGCACUCACCUGUCAGUUGUUUGCUUAUUUUAUGGAACAGGCUUUGGCAUUUACUUUGGAUCAGCAUUUUCACCUUCUCUCUGGAAGGAUGUGGUGUCCUCAAUCAUGUGCACAACAGUCACCCCCAUGCUGAACCCCUUCAUUUACAGCCUGAGGAACAGGGACAUCAAGAAUGCCCUGUGGAGACUCUAUAGCAGACCAAUCUAA